Cyprinodon variegatus (sheepshead minnow) is the source of this 5468-nucleotide messenger RNA. It is a transcript of the gene ncanb, whose product is annotated as neurocan core protein-like. Gene Ontology annotation, molecular function: hyaluronic acid binding; calcium ion binding. The coding region runs from base 247 to 4236 and encodes 1329 amino acids. The transcript has 16 exons. The record is from RefSeq and is a predicted model, not a curated record. Gene Ontology annotation, biological process: cell adhesion. Lineage: Eukaryota; Metazoa; Chordata; Actinopteri; Cyprinodontiformes; Cyprinodontidae.
GGCGCAUUUCCACUCACAUAAACGUCCUUUUAUCGGCCUUUCUGCCAAAGUGGUGACCAGAACUGGCUCUUUUGGGUCCAACGAAGCGGACUCGGAGGCUUUAAAAAAGAAUAAUUACGCAUCGUUGGAUGGUUUAGCAGGUUGACUCUGUACCGCAACCACCUGCACUCUAUCAAGGCGACAAAAGCUGCAGCAUCACUCUACAUUCCCAGCGGACUGAGCCCGACUCUACAAAGGUGUAGCAAGAUGCUUGGUGGAUUGUCUUUGAAUGGACUGAAGUUCUUGCUGGCCCUGAUAAUUCUCCAAGUGGCAGGUUCAGGUUUAACCAAUGCUGACACUGUGGUGAAUAUGCGGAAGGUGACUCACCAGACCAUUACUGAAGAGCUGUCUAAAACAGUGCUGCUUCCCUGCCUCUUCACCCUUCGUCCAAGUGCGAGCUCAUUCCAGGAACCUCCCAGGAUCAAAUGGACCAAGGUUUGGGGUCAAAGAGGCUCAGAUGGCCUGCAAAAGGAGCAGUCGGUCCUGGUGGCCAAAGACAAUUUGGUCAAGGUAAAAAAGGCCUUCCAGGGUCGUGUAUCGCUGCCUGGAUACAGUAAGAACCGCUACAAUGCCAGUCUUGCGCUAACUGGCUUGCGUUCCAGCGACUCUGGCCUUUAUCGCUGUGAAGUUGUCGUUGGUAUCAAUGAUGAGCAGGACACUGUUCCCUUGGAGGUCACAGGCGUGGUGUUCCACUAUCGUGCCCCUCAUGACCGGUAUGCCUUGUCCUUUGCUGAUGCCAAAAGGGUGUGCCUAGAGAACUCAGCUGUUAUCGCAACACCUGGUCAGUUGCAAGCAACCUUUGCUGAUGGAUACGAGAACUGUGAUGCCGGCUGGCUCGCAGACCAGACCGUACGGUACCCAAUCCAGUCACCUCGACCAGGCUGCUAUGGUGAUCGGGAGGACUCACCUGGUGUUCGUAACUAUGGCAAUAGGGCUCCUGAAGAGCUGUUUGAUGUCUACUGCUUUGCAAAGAAGCUUCCAGGUGAAGUGUUCCACUCCACAGUGCCACAGAAGCUGAGCCUUUCCACAGCCUCCACCCACUGCCACUCUCUAGGAGCACAGCUGGCCACCGUUGGGCAGCUCUACUUGGCUUGGCAGGCUGGCCUAGACCAGUGUGAUCCCGGUUGGCUUGCAGACGGCAGCGUCCGCUACCCCAUCAACGUACCGCGGAAGAACUGUGGUGGAGACGAGCCAGGGGUGCGGACCAUCUACAACAACCCAAACCGUACCGGCUUCCCGGACACCACUGCCCAUUUCGACGCCUACUGUUACAGAGCCCAUCAUCCAGCAGCGAUUCAAGCCUCUGAGGCUAAAGGUUUGGACCAGACUGAGAGAAAAGUGUUGGACAUCUCGUCUUUAUUUGCUGAAGCCAAGAGAAGCGACCCCUCUGUCAGAACAUCUGUCCAUUCUGACAGGUUCGCCUUCAAUAGAACAGGAGCCCCCUCAUUUAGUAAGAGCAAUGACUCAUCUGACAUAUCUGAGGAGCAUGUUUUCAUUGACUUGAAAUCUGAGGAAAAUUGGGAUGAGAAGCACGAUGGACCCAGAAUCAGCCAGAUGGAUCCGGACGGUUCUGCUGAAACAGGUGGCAACGUCACUUCUAGCUUUCCUGACCUCGAAGCUGCAGAGAACCAUGUGGAAUCAGGAACCCCAGCAUCAUCCCCCUUGGCCUCUUCCACCCCCCAGCCUCAGGGAAGUUACAGUCUUCUCACUGAAUUUGUUAACACUCUCAUGAGGCCUUUUAAGUUUUGGGCAGGAAGCAAAGGGUCUGACAAGGCAGAGAGCAGAUCCACAGCGCCAGAGGAAAAAGCUGCAGAGAACCAGACUGAGGAAGUGGCAUUCAACAAAAAUCUAAGUGUUCCCAAACCCAUUGGAAACAAGGGCAGCAUGGACAAUGCCAUCGUAGAACACAGAGGUGGCACUUUUCCCCUCAGGGCUCCUAACACGGGACCACAGAGUUCAGAAAAGGGGCUGUCAGAGCGGGAAGAAGAGCUGGUGCCUCUCAUUAAACUGGUGCCGUCAGUCCAAAACGGAGAGCAAAUCGCCAGCAGCGCUCAACCUGCAAGAGGAGGAAGCAGCUCCGUUCAUGGCGACGUGGAAUCUACUACGAAUGAAUUUCUUCCUUCGGAACCUAUUGAAAUUCCUCCACCUACUGAACACAGCAAAAGAUCUGGUCUUCAGGGUUCCAGUCAAGGCAACGUCCUCGCUUCUGUCUCCAGUGCUCAAUUCCAAUGUGGCCUUACGUCAGUGACUGUCCCCAAACCAAGAAUCCCAGGAAAUGUGGCCUAUUUGGAUGAGCAAGAAUCUUGGGGGCCAAAAGAAGCUAAAGCAGGACCUCUGGAGUUGAUGACAUUGCACACCUCCCUUCUCCAAGAGGACUUGGAGAACUAUUCUGGUGAAGGCAAAGAUCAGGAUCCAGAGGGUGCACAUACUUUGUCUGGCAAAGUCAGGGCUGUUUCAGGAGAGGAUAAAGACAUGGAAGGUAGUGGAAAUGGGAACAGUUUUCUGACUGACUUUGAAAUGAAAGUCAACACGUUGACUAGCAGUGGUGCCAAAUUAGGUCCUACACCCAAAGCUUCACCCAAACUAGGCAGUUUUGUUACUCUGAGUGAGUACACGACUCUGUCUCAGUGGCUGCUAGUUAAUCAACCCACCACCUCACCUCAGGGCACCAUGGAGUCAGUCAAAGCUCUGGAUGCCGAGGGCGAUAUCUUUUAUGUCCACAGCCCAACUACUACGUUAUCUUUGCCAUCCUCUUCGCAAACACAAGAUGAGAGUAAAGAAAAGGGGGCGGCUACCACGACUAAAGCCCUGCUGGAGAGCCUGACGACCUCUGAAGUCACCUCGGUGGAGACCUUGGCCAAAGAGCCACAAAAAGCAGAUGCUAUUACCACAGUCGCUACCAUAGAAAAUACUUCAGACACCUCUUAUACAGGGGAACCGUCUAUAUCUAUUUCAUGGGUCCAGAAAGAGCAGGAUAAGAUUAGCGUACCUGACCAACAAAGUCAUCCCUUGGUGACUAUGAGGCCUACUAAAGGAUCUGAAACUGGAGUCACCAAUGCCUUCAAAUCUGAGACUGGCCUUACAGAAAUGGAAUCCAGAUCUGCAGUUACUGAAAUCUUUGUUGUGGGAAAUGAUCAGACACCUUCCAAAGAGUUACAACAAGAAGAGCUCCGAACCCCAGAGACUAUCAGCAAUAAAGAUACUACCAAUGCGUCUGGAGGUCUUGAUCCAGACUGGGCAUUCGGCCUCUUUCCAUCAGUGGAUAGUAACCCAUGCCAGACCAGCCCUUGUCUCCAUGGCGGGAGCUGCCUGCAGGAAGGUGACAGCUAUAGCUGCUACUGUCCUCAGGGCUACACUGGAGAGAACUGCGAGAUUGAUAUUGACGACUGCCAGUCUAACCCUUGCCAGAACGGCGGAACCUGCAUCGAUGAAAUCAACUCCUUUGUGUGUCUUUGUCUGCCCAGCUACGGUGGAGCUACGUGUGAAAAAGACAUUGAGGGCUGUGAGCGCUCAUGGAGAAAGUUCCACGGCCACUGCUACAGGUACUUCAGCCGCAGACACACCUGGGAGGAUGCAGAGAAGGACUGCAGGGAGCACAGCGGUCACCUGGCCAGCAUCCACAGUGCAGCAGAGCAGAACUUCAUCAGAGGUCUGAGCCAUGAUAACACCUGGAUUGGACUGAACGAUCGUACAGUGGAGGACGACUUUCAGUGGACAGAUAAGACAGACCUGCAAUAUGAAAACUGGCGGGAAAACCAGCCUGACAACUUCUUCGCUGGAGGAGAGGAUUGUGUGGUAAUGAUCGCUCAUGAAAGCGGCAAAUGGAACGACGUGCCCUGCAACUACAAUCUGCCCUACGUCUGCAAGAAGGGAACAGUUUUCUGUGGAACCCCUCCCAGUGUGGAUAAUGCCUUCCUAAUUGGUCGGAAGCGUUCCCACUAUGACGUCCACUCCAUAGUUCGUUACCAGUGCGCCGACGGCUUCCUGCAGCGCCACGUGCCCACUGCCAAGUGUCGUGCCAAUGGCAAGUGGGACCGACCCAAAAUCAUCUGCAUAAGAUCUCGGCGAGCCCACCGUUACCGGCGCCAUCACCACAAGGUGAGGAGGGAGCGCAGGAAGCAUAAGAGGCACGGCCAUAGAGAAGGGGGGCACCACGGAGGCCAGCUCAGACAGGGCCACAGCCACGCCCACUUCUGAACCAAAAAGAUUGCCGCCCACUUUCCUUUUCUUCUCUGCUGCAUACUGCAGCUUGCCUGUCUCCCUGCUGUCCUCAUUUCCCUCAAUACCACUUCACAACUCUCAACCUAUGUACCCCCCCUCUCUGUUCUGCCCUCAGCCCCCCAUCUCCUGGCGCCUAGGCAACCUGCUUAUUAGUCCCCUCUGAGGCUGCCAAAGGGCUGCCAGGUGUUGCCAGGACUAACAAACCCAUUGAUAUCCCUUUUCUUUCUUUCAAUUUUGGGCUGCAGCUCUCCUGUCUUUCCUCUACCCUCUCAAAUGACACUCUUACUCUCCCUUGGAGCUCAGCCCUUGGCCUGUGUUGACCUGUUUUUGAAGAACAAACGAUAUUUGAUUUGAUCCCAGACUUUCUUUGGUGAGAGGUGGUUCAGUAUGAACUGUAAAUAGGGAUGACAUAACUGAAAAUGCCAUAUCAAAGUCAAUGGAGACAUAGUGGUUUUUACUUGAGCCUUGUGUCUAUUUUUUACAAAUGCUCUGUUUAUCUCCUGAAUCUGCUGCUCUUUGUUUUUGCCCUUUGGAAGACACUGAUACAGACUUGUGGCACCGCCGCUGCUGCGUCACUCUGACACGGAUUUAACUUUUUGAACUAGAAGCAGUUGUGAUUCAAUUAUUUGAUGGUUAGCGUCGUAUUUUCUUGUUGGUGUGAGACAGUUGCUUUAGAUCAGAUGAUGAACCCCCAGAGGAAAAAUGGAUAAUUCCUCCAAUCUCCUGUUCAGGACCAUCACAUAUCAGUAGCUACUUAGAAGACAUGAACCACCUGAAACAGCUGAAGCUGUGUCAAACACCCCCACAUGUCACUGCCAGGGUUAAUCUGGAAACUGGAUGUUGAUUGUCUCAACUCAGCUUAGACGUCCAGCAUUUUUUUCUGUUGUCAUAAUUCCUCUUGUUUUGGGUCUCUACAUUAAUAAAGAUGAUCGAUUCCUCUGACUUUGCAGUGCAGCUGCUUUUGACAGAGUUUUCCACUGUGAGCUAUUUAGUAUAAGAAUGUUGUCACCUCUUCAGUCAGAUUAUUGGACUUUGAGAUUUAAAAGCAUCAAAGUACACAGAAAGUUCUCUCCAGAAGCACUGAGGUAAGUAGGGGUUCACAUACAUCAUUCAUUAUGGCAGGAGUUUUAUUCUUAUGUCUUAAUAAGUUUGAAAAAUACUGUAGUUUCUAACUACUGCAUGUUUUUUCAGUCCCAAAAGACAAGGCG